Molecule: messenger RNA, 1604 nt
Organism: Dichomitus squalens LYAD-421 SS1
Lineage: Eukaryota; Fungi; Basidiomycota; Agaricomycetes; Polyporales; Polyporaceae
Exons: 2
Coding region: 1215-1544 (109 amino acids)
Source: RefSeq, a predicted model, not a curated record
GCUUCAAGCACAUGGCAAGGGCACUUGCGGUUGCACUCGUUUACGCCACGACUGCCGUCGAAAUUCUCGGUGCAGAGAUCUACGCUGAUACUGCCCAGCCCGGGACCGUGUCGUCCGGGCGCUGCAGCAACUCCGAGCGCAACAAAAGGUCUCCGGGCAGCGGAGGUGUCCAGACGGUCUCCGUUCCCAUUCAGCGGCAAUCCGAAAACUUCGUCCGGGUGGCUCAACAUCUCCAACGAUGGCGCACAGCUAAGCCAAGACUCAUCCUCGCCCACGCCGCUAUCGCCGCUGACGAUCAUCGAGCUGGCUGAGGAGGUCGGGGACAAACACUCAUCACAGAUGAUGUGCCUCUCCGUGCGACCUCAAAGAAGCUGCAACACUGGCUCGAUCUGGGCGACUGGCGAGUGGCUCGCCAUCCGACAUGGAGGCAGCCGUGCUACUAGGUGCAGCUCGCCUGCUACCGCAGCAAAGCGAGUCUUCGCUCCACCGCCAAAGCCCUACCACUCACCUCACUUGGUUUUGUCUGUGACGGGGUGACACCGGAUAUCUUGAUUCGGUACCGAUGUCCGCAUUGCGGCAGGGCCCCGAGCGAUCAUGGUCGGUACCUCGGAGAUGGCGGUUUGUUGGGAAGGGGCUCAAUACUUUCGGCCGUACUUCUCUAAGCACAUCUGCACCAUGACAUUGUCCUGGCCCAUAUAAGACCUCCAAAUCCUCCGUGGCCAUCGCUCUGCUGCUGCGUCUCCGGCGGCCGACACUACGUUCUGCCGGACACCUUGCAUUCGCAUCCCUCACGGCCCGCCGGCCGCAUUCGCGAGGAUCUCUCCACGACACACCGUCCAUCAAGGGCUAGCCCAUCGGUCCCAAUGCCGCUCUUGUCGUACGCUCGCCCUUCGCAUGGCCAUAAAUCUUGCCAUGCAGCGGCUCGCGGCUCGUCGUUCAACCUGGUGGGGGUCCUAGCUGCGCGCCCUCAUGACCCCCGCGUUGUUGCACCGUUGAGUCCCCGGUGGUCGAGAUGACUCGUUCUCAUCAAUUUGACUCGAUGUAGCCUUGGCCUUGGCCGCAACAUUGAGGAUCAUGGCGGGGACGCAGGAGUGGCUGGCAGAGACGAGGGGAAGGCGGGCUGGUACUGACUGCGAAGACUGGUGCGGCGAGCGGGUGCCGCGCUCCGCUGUUUGGUACGGACGUAGCGGAGUGCGACGGCGAGGUGGAUUGAGAUGGUACGUACCUUGACAAGCAAGCCCUCUCCGCUGCUUGAUACCGUGUAUUUCUGGCAUUACACUUGGCUCACUUACAUUCUCGUCUGUCUCCGCCGCCGCUGGGAUGGCCUUGAUAGAGGUGCGUUGGGAGCGGUCUCGCAUGCCGGAGCCUUUGGUGUACUCCAGGCAGUUGAGAUUGAGCAGUUGACAUUCGGACAAGGUGGUGGCGGACAGAGAGCGAGUCGCGCGUCGGAUAGGCGACCGGGAUGUACGGUGACGUGUGUUUGCCGUCCGAGUUUGUUGCCUUUUAUUUCGCACUCUCGAACUCGAACUCUACUGGACUUGUAAAGAGAUAUAUUGCUGUUUGUACUGUACUGUACAUGCUCUAAAGUACACGACAGGUCUGCC